CAAACGGAGCUGCAGAUCAGGGGAGAGCCUCGAUGCCGGAGCUGUAGAUGAGCGCACACAUGUGCAGCUCUGCCUCGUGUAUUUACAGUGUUCUGCGGCUGUAUUUACACCACUGACGUCAUGACGUUUAGCGCGAGCGCUGCACACCGCCUGGAUUACAGAUGUGAGUGUGUGACGUUCAGUUUUUAGGGAGGAUGAAGUGAAGAGGGGCAUCUUUAGUGUCCUCAUCGCCAUCAGUGUAUGAACAUGAGAGAUCAGAUGAACACUGAGGCGGAGGAAGAGAUGGAGACUCCACCAACACCACCACCAUCAUCAUCAUCAUCAUCAUCAUCAUCCACUUCCUGCUGUAAGAGGAAAUCAGCAGACAGACUGAACUCAGGCUCAGAGAAGAGGAGGAGACUCGAGAUCAAACCACAGGAUGUGUUGACGGUGAAGGACGUGUGUGAACUCAUACAGUACGUCACACUCAGACGCUCUCACAAAAUGAGGAAACCAAGCUGGUUCAGUGUCAGUGAUGAGUGUGUGUCGCGUGUGAACGUGAUGAUUCUGGACGGACUGACGCAGAGUCACUUCUACAGAUACUUCAGUCUCUUCACACACCUGAGGAGCAAAUACAGCACCUGCUCCGCUGACCUGUUGACCUCUGACCUCUUCAACGCUGAGCUGGCGACGCCCCCUGAUGGAGCAGGAACACACACACCGUUCCCAGCUGCACUGAUGUGGCAUCCUGUGAUUCGCCGCUUCGGCCUGAAAAGGGCGGUACUCAGCAACUUCCUGCUGACCCAACAGGAAAUGACCAAACACAGGUUCCCCGAGAAAGGUGUGUGUGGCUGUGAGGGGUUUGUGUGCACGGCGAGCGGCUCUGUGACUGACAGCAGCCCGCUGUACGGCCUCGACUGUGAGAUGUGUUUGACGUCUGCAGGUCAGGAGGUCACGCGUGUGGCGCUGGUGGACGCCUCUGGACGCUGUGUGUUAGAUGAGCUGAUCAAACCACUCAACCCCAUCAUCAACUACUGCACUGAGUUCUCAGGGGUGACGCGGGCGCUGCUCUCCCCAGUCUGCACGCGUCUGUCAGAUGUUCAAGCUCUGCUGCUGCAGCUGCUGCCGCCGGACGCUGUGCUGGUGGGACACUCUCUGGACGGAGACCUGCGCGCACUACAACUCAUCCACCCUCAUGUGAUGGACACGUCUCUGCUGUACCGCAUGGACUUCGGCCGCCGCUUCAAACUCAAACACCUGGCGCAGGUCAUCCUGAAACGGGAGAUCCAGUCGGCGGUGUGUGUGGGUCAUGACCCCUGUGAGGACGCUCUGGCUGCUCUUCAUCUGGCGCAGUUCUUCAUCAGGAAGGGUCCGGGAGAGGUGGUGCAGGAGUAUCUGCAGGAGUUGUGGCAGCAGCAGCUCCCCGAUGAUGAAGAGCAGCAGAUCUCUGAUCAUCAGCACAGCCCUCAGAGUUUCGGCCACGCCCUCUUCAGAUCUGGCCAAUCAGCAGUGUUCCUGGGCAGAUGCUCAGAGAUCAGUGGUGUGCUGUGUGCUCAGAUGUGCAGGAGACAACAGUGCAGCAGUGACAGAGAGGUGGUGUGUGUGUUCAGACGGGUGGUCCAGUCGUACUCAGUGAGUGUCCUCCUGUUCUCUUCAUUCAUCAACACACUGAAGCAGACUACAGCGAGCGGACACCUGCAGCAGGUGUGUGCGCGUCUCCAGCAGAUGUGUGUGUUGUAUGUGGGACCGCUGCCGUCUGACGCCACAGAGAGACUCGUCCUGAAACUGCUGAAGCGCUGCGGACGCCUGCGGAGCACACGACAACUGCACUACACACACGGGGCUCAUAUGGAGGUGGUGUUUGAGCAUCUGGAAGGAGCAGCACUGGCCCUGGAGCGUCUGAAUGGACAUCAGCUGAGCGACUGCACUAUAAAGGUGCGGCGUCCCGUGCACGAGCAGACUCUGGAUCUGGACGAGUGUGUGUGUGAGCGUCAGCAGGACCGUGUGUGUGAGCGCUUCCUCUAUGUGUGUAACCUGUCGUGUAAAGCGCAGCGGCGAGAGCAGCAGCUGCAGAGCCUCACACACUUGGGGCCCCCUGCAGUGCAUGCUGGGACACGCAGCCGACACGCCUUCAUCGAGUUUGCGAGUGCUGACAGUGCUCAAGCUGCAGUGGGCGUCGGCCUCUUCACUGGCAGCAGGAAGCUCUGGGCGUGUCCUGCUCUGACUCCGCCCCACAUGAGCUCGUGGACACCCCCUGACCCGCCCACUACUGAAAUCAACCCGAAUGCACAGCCGGGGGAGGAGUGUGAUGAGCGGCUGCUGGAGCGCAGGAUCAGGAAACUGGACAGAAGAGUGGGGAAAGUGUAUCGAGCGCUGGAGGGAAACUGCCUGAGCAUCGUCAUCCUGCCCGGAACCAGAGUUGACGGCGUGGACCACCUCGGACUCUGCUUCAUGCACUGCAAACAGACGUGACUCCAGCUCUCGUCAGACACACACAGCGCUGCACACUGUGUGUGUGUGUGUGUGUGUGUGUGUGUGUACUGCUUUACUGUUCAUGAAUAGUGUUGUGAAUAAAGCUGAAUGAGCUGCU
Molecule: messenger RNA, 2569 nt
Organism: Danio aesculapii
Lineage: Eukaryota; Metazoa; Chordata; Actinopteri; Cypriniformes; Danionidae
Product: RNA exonuclease 5-like
Exons: 19
Coding region: 241-2451 (736 amino acids)
Cellular component (GO): nucleus
Molecular function (GO): RNA binding; exonuclease activity
Source: RefSeq, a predicted model, not a curated record